Molecule: messenger RNA, 870 nt
Organism: Benincasa hispida (wax gourd)
Lineage: Eukaryota; Viridiplantae; Streptophyta; Magnoliopsida; Cucurbitales; Cucurbitaceae
Molecular function (GO): protein binding
Source: RefSeq, a predicted model, not a curated record
CCCCCCGUCGACUACCUCUUUUUGUCAGUAUAUCCUUCUUAAUUUUCAAAAUCUUCCAAACGCUCGACCUUUUUUCUGGGCUUCUUAUUCUUAUUGUUUUUCGGUUUUUUUUUUCCUUACCAGCAAGAGGACAACGAUUUUCGUACCAGGAAGAAGGAAGAAUCUCGCGAAAUCAUAAGGUCAAGGUUUCGGUUCGAGUAAUCGAAGCCGUUGAAGUUGAAAUUGAUGGAGAUCAGCGGUGGGACAGAGGGCUUGAAUCGCGUUCCUUUGUCAGAAGUUGUUUCUGAUUGCGUCAAAAGAUGGUUUAAGGACACUUUGAAGGAGGCCAAAGCCGGCGACAUCAACAUGCAGGUCUUGGUGGGUCAAAUGUAUUAUAGCGGUUAUGGGGUUCCUCGAGAUGCUCAGAAGGGAAGAAUUUGGAUGACAAAAGCAUCAAGAAGUCGAUCUUCCGUCUGGAAAGUUAGUGAUAAACAUCCAGGUUAUAAUGCUAGUGAUUCAGAUUCAGAUGAAUUGACUCGCGAUUCUUAACUACACCAGUAUGGCUGAUUCCUCUAUGUCAUGUCAAAACAACCACUGGAUGUGGUUUUCACUGUGGAGACUCUACUUGCUCAGCUAUCUUUGAAGCUCUUUGCAUACUUGCUUCCUGAUUGUUGGAUUUGACGGAUGUAAUAUGCUUUUAUUUUACCUUUACAAACAAUUAGUCGCACUUUCCUGUGGUCAAAUCAGCUAAAUCUUAUAUUCGUUUUUCAUUUUCUGUUUAGGUUACCACUUUUCGUUGCCUGCAGGAGUUUUUCUUUUGAUUUUUGCAUACAUGUCAAAUUUUGAACUUUUUUUUUAGUUGCUAUCUCAAAUUCUCCCCUAUUUAGAACA